This is a messenger RNA of Drosophila sulfurigaster albostrigata, 796 nucleotides long. It is a transcript of the gene Obp59a, whose product is annotated as odorant-binding protein 59a. The transcript has 2 exons. Lineage: Eukaryota; Metazoa; Arthropoda; Insecta; Diptera; Drosophilidae. Gene Ontology annotation, molecular function: odorant binding. The record is from RefSeq and is a predicted model, not a curated record. The coding region runs from base 162 to 782 and encodes 206 amino acids.
GCUCAAGCUUCAAUUGCAUCUGAAAUGUCACAAAAAAUGUGAACAUGAAAAACUCUGUCUAACUAUUGUGUGUCAAUCAAGUGGAAGAGCUAUUAAAGUGUCAACUGCAGCUGGCUAUAAAGAGGCUGUGGCAUGCAACGUGUGCCAAACAGUUGCUAGAGAUGCGUCUAUUGCUGCUCAUUUUGCUUAGCUUUGGCUGUGGCACGCUGAGCUUAAAGUGUCGCUCCCAGGAUGGCGGCAGCGAGGAGGAGAUGAAAAGGACAGUGCGUAGUUGCAUGCAACGUGGCAGCCAAAGUCAGAACGAAGGCGAACGUCGCUAUGACAAUCAGCGCUACAAUUUCGAUGGUUCCUAUGACCAGGAUUACAGACAAGGACAAGAGGGACUAGGACAGCAAGGACAAACCUAUGGCAAUCGCUGGCAACGCAGCGUGAAACACAACGAGCACAACAACAGCAAUAACAGAGGGAACAACAAUACGAUGGAAGGAGAGAUGGGUGCCUGUGUGGCACAGUGUUUCUUCGAGGAGUUGAACAUGGUUGAUGCCAAUGGACAGCCGGAUCGCCGCAAGGUCAGUUACUUGCUGACCAAGGAUCUCCGGGAUCGCAACCUACGCAACUUCUACAUGGACACGGUGCAGCAAUGCUUUCGCUAUCUGGAUCAAUCUCGCUACAAUAAUAAUAAUAAGUGCAGCCAAGCUCGUGAGCUGAUCAAGUGCAUGUCGGAGUACGCGAAGGCGCAGUGCGAUGACUGGGAGGAACACAGCAGUCUACUCUUUAACUAAAACUUACUCCACUC